Maudiozyma barnettii is the source of this 2271-nucleotide messenger RNA. It is a transcript of the gene RRM3, whose product is annotated as DNA helicase. Gene Ontology annotation, molecular function: DNA helicase activity; ATP hydrolysis activity. The record is from RefSeq and is a predicted model, not a curated record. Gene Ontology annotation, cellular component: replication fork. Bases 1 to 2271 code for a protein of 756 amino acids. Lineage: Eukaryota; Fungi; Ascomycota; Saccharomycetes; Saccharomycetales; Saccharomycetaceae. Gene Ontology annotation, biological process: DNA replication; telomere maintenance; DNA repair. The transcript has a single exon.
AUGCUAAGAGGCCGCUUAUCAAGUUCACAGGGCUCUAGACCAGCCAAGAUAGAGAGCAAAAAAGCACCGCUACGCCAACAAUCUAUUGCAUCAUUCUUCAGUAAAAAGUCUAUAUCGUCAUCAUCAUCGUCAUCGGUAACAUCGCAUACCGUCGUAGCCGCAUCUCAACCAAGUAAAAGUGUCUCUCAAAAUAGAUCACCUUCCAUCACAAAUAGAAAAUUGGUCACAUCUACGUCCAAAACGCUAAGAGAACCGACUCAAGAAAUUAUCAAUAUAGAUGAAGAAAAAGAAUCGAAACCUCCCAUUCAUAGAGCUAAAUUGAACAGAUCAAAAAUCAAUCCGUCCUUAUCGUCAUCCCUGUUCUCUUCACAAGGUUCCUUUGAUGAAUGUGAUCCGGUUGCUGAGUUACAUAGGUUGAAGACAGUUGAACAUUUGAAUAGUUACAAACCUACUUUGUCUCGAGCACCCAGUUUUAGAAGAUCAAAUAGUAAGACCGAGGUGGUAGAAGUAGAACUGGAUACUAAUGGAAUCACUACAUUCCAGGAAGUAACAAAUAUCUCUAGUGGAUCUCGUCAAUUGUCAUUCACUAGUACACAAUUAGACUUUCAUAAACACGAAUCUGAUUCAUUCUCCUCAUCAUUUCAAGGAUCUCCUAGAAAGAGAGUCAAUAUGUCAUCAUUCCAUUCCGAUUUAAGAUUAGCUUCAUCAAAGAAAUUAAAGCCUCUGAGUGGCCGUGGUGGUUCGUCAUCUUCCAAGAAGCAUAAGUCAACACCAUUAAAACUUACAAAAGAACAAGAUAUGGUUAUUGACUUAGUUGUGAACAAGAAGGCUAACAUCUUCUACACAGGUUCUGCGGGUACAGGUAAGUCUGUUAUCCUAAACAACAUUGUGACUAAACUAGGUGCCAUUUAUGGCCGUGAUGCAAUUGCCGUGACUGCAUCUACAGGUCUAGCAGCCUCCACUGUCGGAGGUGUUACGCUACAUAAAUGGGCCGGAGUUGGUAUUGCUCAAGCACCUGUUCAGACUCUUGUCAAUAGAGUCAUGAAACGUAGAGAUAUUUUGAACAUUUACAAGAAUACAAAAGUCUUGAUUAUUGAUGAAGUCUCCAUGAUUGAUGGUACAUUUUUAAAUAAAAUUGAAUAUAUUGCUCGUUCCGUAAGGAAAAGUGAUAGACCGUUUGGUGGGAUCCAAGUUGUAUUAACAGGAGAUUUCUUUCAAUUGCCUCCUGUUCAAAAACGAGACAACGCUAAUGGCAACAAUGAAAAGAGUAUAUUUUGUUUUGAGAGUGAGAUGUGGCAACGUUGUAUCCAUAAGACAAUCUUAUUGACCAAAGUGUUUAGACAACAGGAUGACGAAUUGGUGAAAAUAUUGAACUGUGUUAGAUUUGGUGAUAUUGAGCAACAGAUGGCACGUACUUUACAAAAUUUGUCAAGAAAUAUCGAGUAUGACGAUGGUAUUUUCCCAACUGAGCUUUAUUCAACAAGAAGAGAAGUUGAAUUAUCCAAUUCAAGACAAUUAGGGUCAUUACCUGGAGACGAACAUCGCUACGAAGCACAGGAUAUUGCCACCCCAGAGCAACGUAAAUUAUUAGACUCAUCAGUCAUGGCAGAACGUUUAUUAGUAUUAAAAGAAAAUGCUCAAGUGAUGAUGCUAAAAAACAAACCAGAAGUUGAUUUAGUGAAUGGCACUCUUGGGAAAGUAUUAUUUUUUACAACUACGAAAUUGAUGCUAAAGAUGAAUCAAAUGUACAGAGUAAUCGAUGAUGAUACUAUCAUCGAUAUGAGAUUAGUUUCUGAAGUAAUCGGUAAACCUAUAAAACGUAACUCUGAUGAUUUUAUCAGAGAGGUCCAAGCAAGACCAAUGUCUCGUGCUAAUAAUCUAGGUGAAUUACUUAACAUUGCUAUACAAGAGAGAGAUCAAAAAAGUAUAUACCCAUAUAUUAGAUGGUCCAUCGGAAAAAGUAAAUUCUAUAAUGAGUUAGUCAUUCCCGAUAAAUUCCCUGUAGAUUUACCAGGUGACAAGACAGGGAUCGAGAGAACACAAUUACCGAUCAUGCUAUGCUGGGCUUUAUCUAUCCAUAAGGCGCAAGGACAGACCAUACAAAGACUCAAAGUGGACUUGAAGAAUAUCUUUGAGGCUGGACAAGUGUAUGUGGCGUUAUCAAGAGCUGUAUCAAUGGAUAACUUGCAAGUGCUAAACUUUAACGCUAAGAAGAUUCGUUCAAACGAGAAAGUCAAGGAAUUCUACACUACUUUGGAGACCAUCAAGUAG